AUGUUUUACUCUCACCAGCUCCUUGCACGCAAAGCUCCUCUGGGACAAAUCUGGAUGGCGGCGACAAUGCACGCGAAAAUCAAUCGGAGGAAGCUCGACAAGCUUAACAUCAUCAACAUCUGUGAAGAAAUAUUAAAUCCAUCAGUUCCAAUGGCUCUCAGGUUAUCCGGAAUCCUCAUGGGUGGAGUCGUCAUUGUAUACGAGCGUAAAGUGAAACUUCUCUAUGAGGAUGUGACGCGUCUUCUGGUGGAAAUCAACGAAGCAUGGAAGGUUAAAGCUGUUCGAGAUCCUACCAUACUUCCUAAGGGCAAGUCUCAGGCGAAAUACGAAGCUGUUACACUCCCUGAAAACAAACCAACAGACCUAGGAGAGAUUGAGCAACCUCUUCAAUUUUCUAACUCAGAGACACUAAUGGGGUUCCAGAAAAAUUCUUAUUUUGCAAUGAAACUUGACAGCAUAGAUGAACCCUACGUCAGCCACAACCUGAGUGAAGCUGAUCUGCCUCAGGAUCAUCAUCAAGCUGAUUUCGCUGAUAUCACGCUAUGUGAGCUGUAUGAUUCAUACCAGGCUGAUGCAGGUCUCUUCAGACAGUUUGAGAGGUUUGACAUUGAAGGGGACGAAGACACACAAGUGAAUUAUCCUUCUCAUGGCCAUGCAGACAUGCCUAGUCUUGUGCCCUCUCCACCUCUACAAGAUGAAGCUCAAAUCCCCAAUGAGAUUCACGAGCAGCAUCCAGGAGAUCAUUCCAAUCACCAAUCUAAUGACAGCAAGGCCCAGGAUAGUCGACAGAGGCAAAAACCACCUGUAAGAAGAGGAAGAAAGUGCCCAGCUCCUGUCAUGGAUUAUGAACAAACAAUAAUCCCUGGUCAGAUGUACCAAUCAUGGCUUCAAAAGACUUCUGAUAUCGGCUCAAGAAGAGGAAGAAAGAGAAAACACUUGGGCAGCAUGCGGUCUAUGAAGAUGGCCAGACUCAUGGAUCUACCACCAGUUGCUCUAGUUUGUGGCUUACAUACAAAUGGAAAUGGGGAUAUCUAUUAUCCCCUUCCUCUAUUAAAACUAUGGAUGAGAAGUACUCAACCUUCGCAUCAUUCUCCUUCUGGGAAAACCUCACCACCUCACCCACCAGCACCAGCACCAUCAUCAUCAUCACCUCCAGAAGGAAACGAUUAUGAUGUGCAAACAAGAUUUCCUUUUGAAGAGGGGCAUAGUGGAGUUGGUUCAGGGUCAUUGGGGCUAUCCAUAGAGAAGCCAAGGGAAAAUAUUAUGGAGAUGCCUUCUGAAAUCCUGAUGGAAGAGCUGAGAGCCAACCUUAUGAACAAUGGAGUAAGUGGGACAGUAGCUGAAGCUGACAUGAUAGUUACUCCUUCAAAUUCUGGUGGGGAAGUUAGAUCCAUAGGAAGCUCAGAAUCAGGACAUGGGUUUAUGUCAGAUGUCAAUUCUGGAAGGUCCAACAAGAAGAGAGGUUUGUCAUCAUCUAGAAGAAGUGGGAGUAGCCUUGAACCAGUGGCAGAGGAGGUGUCAUGGGAUCAUCCUGAUCCAAAUUUCAAGUUGGCUAGACUAUCUGAAAAUGACCUGUUAGUAGAAAGUGGAGGAGUAACACAAACCCAAAAAGUCCCGCUACCUGAUCCACCGGUCGAGAAGUUAACCGAGUCUAUCCGCAUGCAACUGAAGACGCAUUUUGAUACACCGGGAUCUGGUGAAACCGAAUCACUUAACCAGCUUGCAUUAGGAUUGAACAGGAUAAAGGCUGCCUGUCUAUUUUAUCAGACUUGUGUUUUGGCGUCUCGUGAUUUGAUAAGGGUAGAACAGAAGGUUCCUUAUGGAAAUAUUUUAAUUGGUAGGGGUAGCAAGAUGUGA
Messenger RNA from Cynara cardunculus var. scolymus (artichoke), 1857 nucleotides. RefSeq names its product sister chromatid cohesion 1 protein 1. Gene Ontology annotation, biological process: replication-born double-strand break repair via sister chromatid exchange; mitotic sister chromatid cohesion; synaptonemal complex assembly. The record is from RefSeq and is a predicted model, not a curated record. Gene Ontology annotation, cellular component: cohesin complex; synaptonemal complex. The transcript has 20 exons. Gene Ontology annotation, molecular function: chromatin binding; protein binding. Lineage: Eukaryota; Viridiplantae; Streptophyta; Magnoliopsida; Asterales; Asteraceae. The coding region runs from base 1 to 1857 and encodes 618 amino acids.